Phytophthora nicotianae INRA-310 is the source of this 999-nucleotide messenger RNA. RefSeq lists its product as hypothetical. Bases 1 to 999 code for a protein of 332 amino acids. The transcript has 2 exons. Lineage: Eukaryota; Oomycota; Peronosporomycetes; Peronosporales; Peronosporaceae. The record is from RefSeq and is a predicted model, not a curated record.
AUGUCGUGGUCAGCGGAGAACCAGGGCUCCAACGCGGACGACAUCACGUUUCCUCCCAGCCAAACGUCCGCGCCGUCGAUCAAUUUGGCCUCGACAGGUGCGGCCCAGACCAGCGAAUCGAACGACAGUGGACCCCCGCCAAACUCGAACAACGGCGAGGACGAGGCCCGACGCGAGGAGGACCUCAACUACCGACGCACACACGGCUCGUGCAUGUACUACCCGACGGACGACCGCCAUCCGUGCCAGCUCCAGCGGUCGUGCUACGAUUGCCUCAACUUUAACAUCACCACGGAGCCCGAUGGAUGUUUCGUCAACCCCAUGGGCCAGUGUGUUUCAAUGUCACAAUACGAUCCUGCCAUGGAUUUCCGCCAGGGAACCCCUUCGAACCAACUCGCAGCGGAAUUUGUCACUGCCGGAUACAAUGGCACAAGUGGCAACAGCUCCGAGCCGACUACCGCAAGUGGCCAAGACGAAAACCAGCAAUACGAUUUUGUUGCUGGCAAUGCCACCUACUGCGAAAACGACGACGCCCAGUGUCUAUUAUGUCGGGCCACUGCAUUUGCCGAAAUUAUCUAUCAUCAUUCCGAUACUUCGCGGUCGAGAUACUGUUUCGGACAAAAUGGUUGCGUCUGUGUGGCAAUUUGCGAGGCACUGCAAGUGAACCACCAAAGGCCGGACAAAAAGUGUAUGGUGAACGCUAUGAGCACAAAUGACAGGGAUACUUCAGUGAACCAGUUCGGAUCCAUUGCCGCCAUUUUAGGUGCCAUGUGCUUCAUCGUGGCUUCCGUUUUUGUCAUUUACCGUAUCCGGAAACGAGGUGAAAGUUCGGCCUCCGAUGGAGAAAAUGACCAAACAAGUAGCAACAGAUAUCACAACCGACGGGGUAGCAAUGACGACGAUCCAGUGGUCACUCCAGCGGACGGAGCGUCGCCUAUUGCAACAGCUACGCCGAGAAGUGGUGAUCCAGAAGGAACAGAAUCAAGCGGAUGGGAUUGA